AUAAGGCAAGACUUCGCGCGGUGUUAAAGUGAGUGACUUGAACGCAACGUGAGGCGCGAAAAUAUGAGAAAAUUCAAGUGAGCUUUUGCGAGUGAAAAGUGCACCAAUUUUGUGAUUUUGCAAUUGUGAAAAUGUUACAGCCGAGGAAGGGGAGGAGUUUUCUCCUGAUUUUUGCGGCGGUUUUACUGUGUUGUGAAGGUUUAGACAAUAUAAAUUCAACACCGAGAAAGAGAAGACAAGACUCCAAUGAUGUCACCACAGUCUUGCUGGUGGACAAUCAUGGACGAUCUUCUUUCGGCCGCUACCUGAGCGUUAAACCGGAUUUAGGUCUAAUUACUUCCACAGCUCGUACUUUUAUACAAGAAGGUGUAACUACUGAGUACGCGACUCAAGUACUCGGUACUACCCUUGACAAUGGACGACUAUACGCCCACUUACUCACUAAGAGUUCACGAGUACUGUACGACGGUGACUCUUCCUCAAAAACCCCCGAAAUUAACAAACAAUGGACUUUUGAACCAAACAUCCAAAACAAAAAUUUUAUCCGAAAUACCGACUUCAUCGCACCGAGUCAAGCCCAACCUGUUCUUGUUUUCCCAACUUCCACUCCUUACCAAGAAAUCAAGCAACAAAUUUCCGAUGAGGAGAUCCUAGAAGAAGAACCUUCCAACAAUCCAAGAGUACCAUUUGAGAAAGAAGCAAUUCCGGCCCAAAGCAAUGUCAAGAUUUUCAAAAUCAAUCCUCAGAUGAGAGACUUGACCAAUGAGAAUCUAAUUAAUCACAAAGAAGAACCAAAACUAAAGGCUAGUUUCACGCCAGCCAAAGUACGACCUUGGGACAACCUCCCCACUUUCACAGUCCGAAACGAAUUCUCCCCCAGUGGUCUCUCCUAUUUGGGAGAUUUCCCCGAAUUUGACUCCAACACAGAGCGGACUAAGGCCACAACAGCCGCUGAUCGUAAAGCCAAAUUUCUAUUUAAGGCCGGAUUAGUCAAACCCGAAUCCAAAGAUUAUCAAACCAUCACAUAUAGCGGUUUUGCUGACUUUACUACUACAGUUGGCGAUACUGUAAUCGUCUUCACUCCUCAUACAACCGCAACUCCGAAAAAUGUAGCUGAAGUCACUAAAAUUUCAGUGGAGCCAACUAUACGACCCUCACUGACUCUCAAAUCGCCAGCAAUUGGUACCACCGUUAAAACAUUUUUGUCACAGGAACCGGAAAUGGAAACUCAGACCGUGGAAGGUCACAAACUCGAUAUGAAAAGUAGUUUACCAACUAUGGUAAUUGACAAAACUGAUCGUCAAAGACGACCCAAAGGUGAGUCUAGUGACACCCAUGAAGAUAUGGAAGCCAAGUCUGCAGUGCUAGCCCAUGAACAAAACUUCGACGAUAGUGCUAGAGUUUUGAGUACUAGUAGUGGCAAGUCAACUAUUAUUUUUAGUCCUGAUGUGAUUGAACCCUCUGAGAGUCAAACUCCAAUGUUGUCAACCCCUUCCGAUGAAGAUAUUAAGAAGAUUUUUGCGGCACUUCAAGCCCAAGCUAAGUUAGCAACUCAACCUCUAAAUACACCCUCGACGAUAUUCCUAGAAGAAAGUAGUACUGUAAAGAAAGCACCAGCGACAGAAAUAUCCAGUGGUGCCACUACUAUAUUCUUCGAAGAUGAUUUACCCAUCGAAAAUACUGCUGUAGUUGAAGAAACUACAACCAAAAUUGUCGAAACAACGACAGAGCAAGAGAAAGUCACAACUGAGCAAAUACCGGAAACGACGACUCAGAAAGAAACCACAACAACAACAAAUCCACCCGAAACAACUGAACACGUGAUUAGUACAUUUCCGGUCCAGGAAACAACACCGGAAGUUGUAUCGAAUGAAAUCGACACUGAGAAAAUACCGGAAAAGCAAGACGAAACUGAUGUUAUUUGUACAGAAGGAAAUAGAAUAGUACCCACUACAGUUUACAAGACUUUGACCUACUUGACCACAUUCUUUAUCCCUCAGGACGAUGAUGGUACCUCAACUUCAAUCAAAUCAAAUGAAGUGAUUUCGACUGAGAUUGGGUUCCAGACUGAGGCUUGUACCUCAAUUGAAGCUACUCCGGCUAAUAGUGCAUCAGUCGAACCCACAGUAGUGACAACAACCGAACAAGAAAAAACCACAACACCGGAAGUACCAACAACUGAGGCUGAAACAACCACGGAUGCGGGUACAACACCAGCACUGGAAACAACCCCGCAGGAAAUAACAACAGAAAGGAGACACGUGACUGAAUCCGAGCCCGAAACAACAGAAAUGACCACAGAAAGUGGUGAAGAAAUUGAAUUAAUUUUCAAAACUUUAUACACAACUUAUACAUACUUGACGACGUACUUCCAAGACACGACUUCGUCAAUCGCGAGUAAAAUUGUGGUAACCACAAAUGUGAUAACUUCGACUUUGGUACCCGGAAGUGAAGCGUCGGAUUCGGCCGUUGCGGGGCUUUUCGAACGUGAAGAUAGCCUUGUUUCCGGCUAUAAGUCCAGAACUGUGUCUUUCGACGACUUGGCUGAAAUAGCACCAACCAAGAUUGCACAAGACUUGCUUCCAACAUUGGAUGCAAGUCCGAUUUUAAAUGAUGCCAAGAUUCAACAAAACGGUGUCAAGACAUACUACACCACUUAUACCUAUUUCACCACUAUUUUCGUUGAUGGUGAAACGGAAAUUUCGAGCAGGACUGAAGUUUACACGAAUUAUGUCACCCCAAGUAUUUCCGCUACUGUAGCUUUGGAAGAUGUGGUACCGACCAAAGUACCGUCACUUUUCGAAGAUAAAAAUCAAGUUGAAGCUCCUGAUAUCGAUAAUGAAGAGAGUGAAGUAAAGAAGAAAGUGAUAAGUCUCAAUGUAACGCCGCACAACAUCUACAAUAGUACAAUCAACCGACAAAAAACGGUACUACCCGAUGACAAAAAUGACGACAUUUACGUUUCGGCUAAAGACAAGCUUGAUAACAACAUUUUGGCGACUAGUGUCAACAAGGACCAAAAAUAUGUGACUUUGCAGAGAGGUACCACCACGGAAGAUGCCCCCAUUGAAAAUAAUCUUCUAAAUUUGAACGACUAUGAGACAAUUUCGACAAUGGUGACCGAUGUUAGAAGCAGUACCUCAGAAGGUGACCGCAGAAUUAUCGACAACGUUGACAAACGUAACGCCCUCGAUGACCAAAUUGUGUCAGAGUCAAAUAAUGAUUCGGAAAUAAUCCCCUCUCCCACUUUACUCCUUCAAACAAGUUACACCACUUUUACUUAUUUCACUACAAUGUAUCACGGUACUACCGCUAGUGACGUUGUGAGUCGAUUAGAGACUGUCACUAAUGUAGUUACUGAAACUUUAACACCAACUCACACUCUUAGUGUCGAGGAUUUGAGUCUCCCUAUUACGUACUUCACGACUUUCACUUAUUGGACCACUUUGUAUAAAGAUGGUACCACCAAGACGACAAGUCGAGAAGAAACAGUUUCCAAUGUUGUAACUCCGACUCCAACACUGUCGAGUGUUUUACCUACGAUUAGUAUUACUUCAACAGGAGAAGUAGAACCGAGUCAGACUGAAACUAUUCAACCUUCAACAGUUGGUGACGAUGAUCUUACCACAUAUUUUACAACUUAUACGUACUAUACAACAUCGUAUGUUGGCGAUAGUACUGUUCUGAAUAGUCGUCUUGAAACCGUGUCACGUGUUGUUAACAGUACGGCUGAUGUCGACUCAAAUCAAAUAGGACGUGCUGUCGGUACUGCCAGCCAAAACCUCCUUGACGAUGGAAAAUCCAAAACUGUCAAUAGUACUGUUAAGCCGACUGGGCUCUUGUCCACAAUUGUUAACACUGUUGAAAAUUCUGGUACCACUACGAUACUGUCAACUGACGUUUUUGGUACUUACAUUGACGGCUUAUACGCUAAGGUACUUGAAAGUACCUCUUCCGUAAUCACACCGACGAUAGCUCCAAGUUCAGUCGAGGCAAACCUCAAACCGACUGGGGUUGUGAGUAUUAAUAAAGGCACAAUUGUCGAUGCUGAAGGGAUCAGUACUUUAUAUUAUACGACUCAAGCUGUGGGUACUUAUAUUGAUAAUCUUUACGCCCAAGUGAUUGAAAGCACAAGCUCGUUGCAAGUCAAUGAAGAGCGCAAAUCGGCUCUAGCAACUGAUGUUCCGAUAAGCCACAGAACAGGUUUAGUACGACUUAUCGAAGGUUCAAUAAUUCAGAACGAGACUACAACCCUAUACCAGAGCAAAGUACUUGGUACUGUAAUUGACGGCCGAUAUGCACAAAUUAUUGAAAGUACCUCAAGUUUCCUAGUUGGUAAACCAAGUAUUUCUCCGAGUUCUGUCAGCGAAAUAGUACCAACUCCGACUCAAGCACCAGAUCAAGCUAUAGCCUCUACUAAAGUACCAAUUUCACCCUCACCGGUCGUAAUUGAGGGUUCAUUAACCGACUCAACUAAAAUCGACGAGGAAACUUCAACUGAGGAAAACGACGAAGACAGUGACGACGAUGGUACCAGUCGUACCAAAUCACGCUUGACUUUCCAGACUCGUAAACGAACCUUUACACCAGUUAUACGACCUUUUGCUUCAAGACCAAGGCCAACUUUUGCCCCUAAACGCAAAGGUGCAGGACAAGGAGCAACCACAGUAACCAGAAGUGAUGUCACUCCUACUGUAACAGCAGUACCGGCUUCCAAACCCGCCAGAUUUGGCAAUCGUCGAGGAUCAUCCAGUGCUAACGCUAUAGUACCUACAGCUUCAGGUUCUAGGCGCUUUUCACGCCCAAAAUCGUCAAGUUCCGGACUUUCAAGUUCUUCAUUUAGACGAAGUUCAAGCCGAAUUCAACCAACAGCGACCGGAUUUGGAGCUAGUUCUAGAAGAGGAGGGUUUAGGUCGUCACUUGGGGGUAGUUCUCAAAGAGCUAGUUCGCUGUAUGGUGGUAAUUCAAGGUUUAGAAUAAGGCCAACGUUGGCGUCGUCAUUGAGUAAAGCAUCAGCAACUGCUACUCCUUCUAGUGUCGACGAUGAAAAUGAUUUGACAACUGUUGUUACUGAUAGUACCGGUGCUGUUGAAGACGCCAAUGAGACGACUUUGCCGUUGUCAACUACCACUGAAGGUAGCUCAAGACGAAGUCAAAAUCCCUUACUCAAAUUCAGAAGGCCGCCAUUAGCUAGACCUUCAACCCCACGACCUAAACCUAAAGCAAAGACAACCAAAGGUCCGACAACCACCACUGCCAAACCUAGAACCUUCAACCGUCCAAGUGGUUUGGCUAAUAGACCCCGAAAUAACGCACUUUUCCCUCGACGAAACCUCUUUACCACCACCACAACACCGCCACCUCCCAGUGAAGACGAAGAAGAAGAAGAAUUGGACGAGGAAGGUGAAAACGAAGAUGAAGAUACCGACUAUGAAAGCUCACAAACUAAUACACAAACCGAACCUGCCCCAACACCUGAAACACGUCGUGGACGAUCUAGUGUCAACAUCAAACCUUUCCUAGGUUUUAGACGAAGAACAAGAAGAGAAGUCAAUUAUUCAAGAUUUAGGAGACCAAGUCCUAGAACUACAGCAGCACCGGUCGAGGAACCGGAAACUGAACCCCCUAAACCUAGAACCAAACCUAGGUUUACCCCUAGAAACCGAAAUAAGCCCACUCAAGGUACGACUCAAGCUCCGCAAACAACCCGAAAGAGAAUCUCGCCAACUAAAGCUUCAAGUCAGACAAGAUCUCAGUUUACUUUAAGAGAAAAGGACACGUCAAGGUCAAAUUUUAGACGCCCUUCGGGUACUCGAAGAACUACAGUGUCUUCGCGUCCAAAAUCACCCCGACUGAGAACAACACAACCUACAGAAUCGUCCAGAAAGUCAACAAGAAAUAAUUCAAGGAGGCGUACUACAAGUCGACAAAGGACGUCCCAAGAACACUUUGAUGAAAAUGUAGUCCUACCACAAUUUGAUGGUACCAUCACGGUAACCCAUCAAAUACCAACCGAAGUUACCAUUCCGGUAGUCAAUGGUAAAAUCACUGAAUACAAAAAUGUGAUUACAGCCAAACAUAGUACCGAAGUCCUCGUACCUAAGCAAUAUUCAACUUCGGUGAAUGCCUUCGGGAAGGAUGUUACAGUACUACUGAGUGAAGCAACGUCAAUUGGUGAUAAUGGAGCCACUCUUAUCACACAAUUCGUCUUAAAUGAAACCCCUACUACUAGUGUUAUUUUCACCCCGACUUAUAUCAGAGGCCGAAAGACUUCCUUCUCUCAUGUGAUCCCUAGUACGGCUUACGGAGUCGAACAAGUCGUCAACACAAUUCAACCAGCACUUGCAGCCCAAGCCCCACUUGCCAACAUCCUUCUAUCGCAACUAUUACUAGGCCAAAAUCCCCUAUACCCCAUACAAAACCCAGCAAUACCAGCAACACCGACCACCGAAUUCAAAACUCGAGCUACAACCUAUGUUACAACAGUAACAAGUGUAACGUCCACAGUUUUACCUUUAACUUUCCGGGGUAAAGAAAUUUUGACUACUAUUGUUGAUAGUAGUGUUACUGUAGUUACCGCAACUGAAUUAUUGACUGAUACUAUAGUAGUAACGCCGACUUUAGGUUUCCCGGCUGCUGCCCCACAAUUGAAUACUUUAUUGUUACCGUUACUACAACAACAGUUGGCUCAGACUUCGCCGUUACAACAAGCGCAACAACCGGCAGGAGUUUUGAACUUGAACACACCACAAGCCCAAGCUUUGUAUAAAGAGAAGGACAAUUUAGAAUCGGAGGAAAAGUCACAAGAAGUCGAACAAGCGAUUACUGAGGAAGUUACUCAAGCCACAAAGAGAAAGAAUUCAAGGAAGAAAAGUAAAAAACCGACUCCUGCUCCUACUGAACCUCCAAAAGAAACAAGUGUGAUUACUUUGUACGUUUCCGGUAGAAUUCCGGGUGAAUUUAGCACAGUGUUGUCAACUGUAACAGUUGGUGAGAAUGAAAGGCGUAAACGAGAUGUUAGUAAACCAGUGAAGCCGUCCAAAGGUCUCGACGAUUUGAUUAUAAGUACUUUGGAUUACUACGACACUUAUGUAACACCAGCCACCAAAGAGUUUAAUCUUGAAGCUACUGAAACCGUAGCCACUGAAAGUCUUGAAAGUAUCAUUGGUGAUGUCAGCAGACACGUCAAGACUCAACCUACCGGUAUUUUCGACACUCAACCAACUAAAUCAACCAAGAAAUACAAAAUAAAAUACGUUAAAGCAUCGGGAGAAGCUAAAAAAUCUUCCGGUAAUUUUUUAGCGUCAGACCUUGAUGAGAAAGCCCCUCUCAUGCCAAAGGUCGAAACGUCACUAAUUAGGGGCAACAAGAAAAACCAAAAUUAUCAUUACGUUUCGAAACAAAUUGGCCAUGAAACUAGAUUUAGAAGAGAUGUUGAUGAAGUUCCUAAACCAAAAAGACGAGUUGUUAAAAAAUUGAUUCGAGUGUUACCACAUCAAGAAGUGACAACAAGAAGACCAAGAAGACGACUUCUUGUCAAAAAGAAGAAACGAAGAUUACGGCCGGUUUCAGAUGAACGAAUUCCAGAAGCUACGAAACAGCGUCGAAGAGUUAUAGUUACUAGAAAGAGGCUUUUGACCAAAACUGAUGAUUUGGUGGUUAGUCCGAGUCAAGAAAAAGGACUUGAAGCUACAACGAGUGAAGAAUUGCCAAAUAGUAUUUCGACCGAAAGUGAAGAAGAAGUUGAGGAAACAAGUGAGGAAAACAAGAUUGAAGAAAGUGAAGAGAAAUCUCCUCAACAUGUUCCUGACUAUGAACCCUUUUUCCCCGAAUUGUCCGAAAGUCUUGACGCUCCUGUCCUCCUCCUCAAAACUACAGUUCUAUCUUCUGUUGAGCUUUUGACAAAGACUAUCGUACAGAGCCGACUACGUACUUACACAUUUAUCGUGACUCGAGUAAAUGGUGACGAACAUAUUGUAACUUCUACUACAGAAGUACGACCCCAGACCAAGACUAGUACUUUGACGGAACCUCUGACGAAAUUCACAACUUUAACUUUACUGGACUUCGACGCUACUUCUACUCUCAACCCAAUACCAAUGACUCCAUUUCCGGCAUCCCCUCAACUAAAAACCGGAGAGGUUCAAGGAAGGGCUUUUGAAGAGGCCCGUUAUAACCUUGCAACUCGAGUCAUGUCUAAUGGCGUCGAAGUAAUUGUAGCAGGCGAUAAAAGUACUCUACCGGGGGAACCAGAUGUUAAGAGGGUCUUACCCAGCACGAUCUACAAACCGAUAACCUUGAAACCGAGCACUUUGAGCGACCAUAUGAUGAUGAUGUUGCCACAAGAUGCCUCUAAUAUCAAUAGCUUAUAUCCGAACCAAUUCGUGACCAAAACUUGUCUCACGACUUUUACCUACUUGACCACGUACCUCGAAAGUGGUACCACUACGGUUUCUAGUCAUAAACAAGUCGUUUCAAAUAUCGCAACAGAGGAAAGAAACACGGGGAAAAUUUUACCGACACCGGCUGUAGGGAUCACUUUAACACAGUACCCUAAUCUCUCAGUCGGAGUCUUUCACACAACUUAUACUUAUCUAAACACAAUAAUAGACGGCGAACAACCACUAGUGGUAACUUCUAAACAUACAGUAACAAACACAGUUACAGCUCCUGAUGACUACUUAUCGUUGUUGCAACCAUCGGAGAAAGUCUCGGCUCUUAAAGACACCAAUACGUACUACAGUACCGUAGCUCUGACCAAAACACUAUACGAGGGUGAGAAAUCGCAAAUUGUGAGUACCAAUGAAGUGGUUACCCAAGUUGUAAUAACUGAAUCGGUACCACCCAAAGCCACCUCAGUCAUGACAUCAUACAUAGCUCUUGAUGUCGAAGACCCAAAUCCUGUUUCUGUCAAUUAUACGACCACUGAUGUUGUCAAAACCUACUUUGUCACUUACACUUAUUACAACACGCAAACGGAAAACGGUAAAAAAAUUAUCAAGACAAAUGUAUCAACUUCCAGUGAUGUGGUAACCGAAAAAUUGUUUUUGCACCCAAAACGUACCACUAGUAGCACCAAAGAUGAUAAAAAGAAGCACAAAAUUGAUUACUCUGGUGAAAACUUUCAUAUUGUGGCUACGAAAACCUACCACACGACUUUUACCUAUUUUACGACUUUGCUUCAAGAAGGAAAUACAGCGAGCCCUACAGUGAUUAGUUCGCACUCAAAAGUUGUCGAAAAUGUAGUGACGGAAACUAUCGACCCGAACCGUUUUGACAAAAAGUAUUUAUCAGCAAUUAAGAGUCAAAUUCGUGAUGGUAGUGACACUUUUACGAAAUCAGCAACGUUGAGUGAUGGACAAAAACUCGAAAUUACGGUAAUCGCCGAUCAAAUAUCCCCGACUAAAGUACUACCAAUUCAAAAAACCAAAAUGCCGGAAAAAGAUAGUACCACAAAAGUCGAAAUCGAAUCAUCAACCCCUAGUGUGAUAGUCGGCUCUACUAUAAUUUUUCUUGAUGAUGAACCACCGGUAAAAACCGAAACACCGUCUUUGACAAGUUCCAAAGUUUUGAAAAAGACAAAAACAGUAACUUCCACUAGCAAAUUGCGACGUACUACUAAAACCAAGGCUAAGACACCUACUACGACCCACCCGACUAAAGCCGUAGACCCUAAACCUGCCACUAAGGUGGUCAAAACGCCUAAUCAGGUUUCAGAUUUGCUAGGUUUGGGUUCAAUCAAUAUCAAUAGUUUGCAAGCCUUGACUCCGGUACUAAAUGCCAUGGCCGGCUUGAUCCAAACUAACUUAAAGUCAAAUCGACGUAACGAUUCUAUUGUCGUAAACACAACACCAAAAUCUAAACCUAAACCUGAAACUGAGGAAAAUUUGCAAAACCGGUCACCGAUUUAUAUUCCAGUGGGUGGCUUAAGUGACGAGUUUGAAGUUGCUGAAAGCCAGAAUAUCGCCACUUUUCAUUUGCAAGAUACGGAAUGGAAUGGUCAUAAAGACUUUAAACCGACCCAUGAAAGUCCUUUGCUCAAUGGAGGGAUUCCCAUAUCACCAGGUGACGUAAUUACGGCAAAUUCGGAUGUGAUAGUUGGUAAACCGGGACGGAUUGGGCCUCGAGUACCCACAAUCCCCCUAAACCAAGUCAAGGAUGAUGGUUAUGGGAUGAAACCACCUCCAGUGACCCAGAAUAAGUGGCCCAAAAGAAACGAGUAUAAACCAAUACCGGUCCCUGAGAACAAACCGGUAAUACAUGCCCCAAGUAAGGAUGAUUAUGUUGGACCUCCACCUCCCAUUAGGGAGAAACACAAACAUAUACCUUUGAGUCGACCGCCGGAUCAGGUCUACGCCCACAGUCAAAAUAACUAUGGAGUCACUUAUGGAGUCAACGAGGUGACUCAUGAAAUCAAAAUUCCAAAUAUUCAAGAGGAAAUAGAAAAGCAAGCAGCUAAAGAAACCUUUCCGAUUUAUGCCGAAGGUCAUAAUAAUCCGAUCAAAAAUUACAACCUUGAACCAUCGAUUGUUCUCCCUGAAAUCGUCGAAAGAUCAACAGGACAACCCCUUCUGGUCAACAUCCAACCAAGUCAAGUGGCUUUUGUCAAUAUCCCUCAUAACAGAACCACUGCUUUGAUCUAUGGUGGGUCAACAGAACCCCAUCGAAACGGUCAGUACUUCGAUGACCCAUCCCCAUACCCCCAACCCGAAUUCUCGGGAAUUGAGUUUAACAAUGGUGUCCCUCAAAUCGCAUCGGUGUACCAUGGUAGUACUAGCAACCAAAAAGAAGUGGUUGGUGUUAUCAAAGUCGCUCCACAACCCAUUGAUAAAGACCAAAUCCAGAUUAAUAUAAGCCCAUCUAGACCAAAUCUGGUUACCUACCCCCAAAACCAGGAAAUUAAUAUUAAUGUACCACCAAUUUCCUUCGGAAUGAUCCACCAAGACAACGAAUUUAAUGCCCAUAUUAUCAACCAUGGGGAUACGCAAUUUAGACCACCACCAAUUACCUACGAAGUGGUUAAAAGUGACCACAACCGAUUUGAAGGACUUGAAGUGGCAGGUAUUGGAAGUGUAGGACAACCAGAACCAGCGUUCUUUGAUGGUCAGAAAAAUAAUCGAUUUAUGAACGAUGGUAGACAGCCACAACCAGUAUCAUUUGACGUUUUGGUAAACAAUGAUAAUAAGUUUGCAGAAAAUGUGGCAAUUCAGCAAAAACCACCCAGAGUUGUUGAAAAUGAAGUUUCAAAACCCUUACAACCAUUUUCGUUUCAUUCUGAAGUCAAAAAACCACAACCAAAUGACGAAACAAUCGAUUUGAAACCUCCGAGUGAAGUAUCAGUAAAACCUCCUGAAGGUCAUACGAAAUUCAAACCACCAAUGGUUGGUAAACCAUUUACCAAACCACAAACACCACCAAAAGGUCAUUUCGGACGACCUUCUAAGCCUAGUUUAGAAAUUUCUGAAUUUAUGACUCCACCACCAGUUGGUGCAAACCACCAUCAGAGCAAACCAUUCCGCACUCGACCUCAAAAACCACUUCCUAUACCAUUAACACCUGAAAAUGAUUACGACAAUGAUGAAGACUUGACAAAUGAGGAAGGUGAGGUGAUACAAGAGUCGAAUAGUAGGCCACUCAGGCCAGGUCAAAUACCAUUCGAAAUCCUUAAAGUUAAAACAACCACGACACCAAAACCGGUCAGAAAUGAAACGGUUGGUAAACCACCACCAUUCAGUUACAACGAACCCAAACCGGUGAUAAAUUUCCCGCGACCAUUUGGUGAAAUCCCAUUUGUGCGGCCCGAAAACCAACAAACCAACCAAAUCAACCAUUACGAGCAAGACAAUUACGACUAUAUCCCAACCAGACCUCAUUCCGGUUUCAUAACAUACAUCGGAAGUAUCACACCGCGACCGAUCCAUCUGGAUAUCAAACCAACCACCGAAAACCAUCGCCGUCAAACCACACCAAGAAGAAGACCUACAAGUACCACUUCCCGGCCAAAAACCACCCGCAAACCGGAAAUUUUCACCAAACGACCCCAAUAUCACAAUACGAGUCAUUACAGCGGUUUUGGUUUGAAAACCAGACAACCAAUUCCUGUUUUCGCCCAAACAACCACUCCCAAACCAUUCAUCCCCGAUCGACCUAAAGUCACUUCACUGCCCAUCGAUCGUCCAACUUUAACCUCCGAAAUUAUCAAACCAAUCAGAACUCAAACUGAAAAACCGUUCAAAACUCCGAAACCAUUAUCAAUCACUGAUUUGCUCAAACGAGAAAAGGUCACAACCGUUUCCACUACAACAAAGAAAAUUAUUGCACCAGAACUCAACACUGGAGAAGUACCAAUAAUUGAUGAGAGUGAAAUGGAAAUAAUGAAACCGCCCCCACCAGUACCCGAUAUGAAUAUGCAACCACCCAAAAUUGAAGUUAAUUCACCCAGUGGGAAUAUUCAUCGAGUCCCAAGUUUGGAACAUAGUCCAGAUUUGGAAGUACAUGCUAGUACUGUAGUACCUUAUGUACCUAAACCUGCAGAAGACAUAAUACCACCACCCCCAGUAAGUGUGUCAGAGGAAGUUGUCGGGAUGAGUCCACCACCACUUGUGUCAACCCACAAACCAAUUAUGGUAACUGACAGUACUACCAGAACCACAACUGUAAGUACUAGACGUACUGAAGGUACAAGAAAGCCGUUUACGCGACGACCUACAGUUAAAGUUACCACAAGAAGACCUUUGAAACCAUUCCAUGAAACUUAUGGACGCAAUAAAACUACCACUAGACCAGUAUUAGACGAAUCUAGUACUUUUAGUACCAUAGUAGCGUCCCCAACUUUCACAACGUCUAGUACGCCAACACUGGAAGUGAUAAUUGGAAAUCCGUCACUCACGUCGUCCCAGAACGAUUUUAGUGAGACUGAGAGUACGAAAACGUCCGAAUUAAAGUCCACACCGACGAAAAUCAGUACUACUAGUACUAGUUCUAGUACCACAACACAAAUUCAAAGUACUACUAGAGAAGAUAUUAUUCCGACCGGAGUCCAUCACGCCGGUAACGAAGUUCGCGUCAUUGACGAUACUACAAGUAGUACUACCAGUAGUAAGAAACCGGUACUAGCAACCAAAUCUAGUAAAACGGUAAUUCCCACACGUUAUAUAACACAUACAAAAACCUCAACAGUUACUAUAACUAAAACUACGAUAGUUAAAACGUUAGGAGGUCCUCCAUCGACGUCUACUAUUUUGGUUACUAAGACCGAAAAAAGUACUCUUGUAGACACUGUAACCGAAUUCCAUACUUUAGUUAAACCGACGAGUAUUAUAGAAACUGUUACUACAACUGUUAGUACUGGUAGCUCCUUAUAUCCGUCUGAUGUCUACGGUAGUACUUAUCCAUCAAUCAAAUUACGACCAAGUCCUAGUACUAGCACUAGUACGAUGGUUAUACCGACAAUAACAGUCGAAAAUGACAGUAGUGAGGACUUGGACGAUUUUAUAAUCAAUGAAACCGAUCCUCCUCUCCUCCAAGAAGACUCUAGCAAUGAAAAUGAAUCCAUUUUUGUUGUCAUGACUGACAAAAACAAAGGAAGCGUAAUAAAAGUACCAAACAACAGCUACGAAACUCAAGACAGAGACGAAAUGAUUAACAGCAACGAAGCUAACAAUGUUUUACUAGGAGGAAUUUUCAUAGCUAGUCCUCCAAGUUUGGAGGUACCACGGGUACCACCAAGCGACAAAUGCGAACCUGAAUGUAAAGCUUCCCGAAAUGAACUUUGCCAGAAAGUUGAAGGCAUAAUGAGAUGCGUGUGCAGGCCCGGAUUCGCUCGAAUGUUCCCAGACCGGCCCUGUAUUCCCACAUACACCUACAAUCUCAAGGUGGAUUUGGAACGCCACGGCCGCGACAACUUGAAAUUCACUCAAGAUUUGAAUUAUCCGAACUCGACCGGUUUUACGAAACUCACAGCAGUGACCCAUGAAGCCCUCGAUCGUAUGGUCAUGCAGUCAGAUUUGAGGGAUAUCUACCACGGGGUCCACAUCCAUUCAUACAAACCCAAUAAAAAUCAACAAGGAGUGUCAACUGGGUUUUAUUUGCAGCUUUCUGACAACACCGAUGAGAAGCGACUCGAGAAUGUGUUUAAGAAAUACUUGAGAAACAAUAAUUAUAGUCUAGGUGGUACCGAAAUUUUCGCAUCGAGGGAAAGUCUUGACGAUUUGAAAGCACUCGAUUUUAACGAAUGUACCAAUCCGAGGUUCCACGAUUGUUCCGAAAACGCGCAAUGCUUCAAUUUGAAAGGUACCUACACGUGUAGUUGUAAAGAAGGUUUUACCGACUUGUCCGAAAACAUCCUAUAUCCGGGUCGGAUCUGUUCGGCGGAACUAAUUGGAUGCGAAAGGUGUAACUACCAUGGAACUUGCUACUCGCGAGGGGACGAUCAGGUCUUCUGCGAGUGCUUCCAUUGGUACACCGGGGAGAGUUGCCACAUUAACUUGAAAGUACUUUUGAUCGCUUUGGUGACCCUCGGCUCCAUCCUCGUGGUCUUGCUCAUCAUUUGCAUCGUGAUGACUUGUUGUCGGAAAAAGCCCCGGAAAGCCAGAAUGGCAACUGGGAUGAGUUUCCUGCCACAGAGGGUGGCAAACAGGGGUACCAUCGACCGGCGCGCCAUGAUCCAAGACACAAGCUCUGAAGACAGUCGUUCUGAAACCAAUCUUCCCCCUUACGUUGCCAAAAAGAAGAAACUCAAAGGUGCCCUCAAAAAACCCUCAACUGAUGUCGAACAUGGUGAACUAUUCCCCGACCAAAAAGACCGAUCUUUGACAGUUAUGAUUCCUCGAGCCAAGUACCACCCAGCCCCUCCCACGUCCCCCCUAAGCAAUUAUACGACUUUUGACGCCAGGAAGCCCUCAGUACCAUCCACGAGUAACGAAGCUAAACUUUUGUCGUAUUUAGAUGCCGGCCCUUCGCCUAAUAAACCCGACAAACGCAAAUAUAGCGUACAAAGUGACUCGUAUGAUAACAAACCCAACUCUAGGAAAACAUCGGGGGCUUUGGUUUCGGCCGGUUUUGAGGUUUCGGCCACGGUUUUGGGCAACAAUAUGGGUACUUUGGGUACGACUUGUGGUACCGAAGCCGAUCGGAGCGAAAAUGCGACUUUGAUUCAGAAAAUCAGUGCCGAUUUGUUAUCAAGUACUGGCACAAGGUCGCAGUUUAAUACUUUAAGGGGUGACGAGAUUGACCCGAUGACGAAUUGGUUGGAUAUAACUCCACGAAUCAAUACCGUGUCGGAGGCACGGUCAUACGAUGAGACCACAAUCCCGCCCCCUAUGAAGUCGUUCAGAGGCGACUAUGAUACGAAAUCGAAAUCGUCAUCGCAGCACCAAAAUGAUGAGGCAAACACAAUGGCUGAGCGAGAUUUGGGUUCGACAUUUUUGCUUCCCCACACUCACUUGUACAAGCCUGAUAGGGGAAGUGAUAUCUCGGGUUUCGAGUCACUUUAGCCGACUCUCGAAUUUCGUCAAGCUCUUAUGUGCCUUAUGUUCGUGUGACUGUGUUAUUAUUUAUGUGAGAUUUAAAAUCGGCCAUAUUUCUUUGUGUAUAUAAAAAACAAGCGAAAUUUUUGGUUUAGGACGUGUGUGAGUGAAUGUACAUAUGUAUGUUAGGUUACUAUUUAUAUUAAUAUAUAUUCUGGUCGGGCAAUAAGCAGAGUGCCAAAAAAGACUUUUGUGUAAAUUUAUUUGUUACAAAUAUUAUAACAGUGUACAAUGUAAACGUACUUAUUACUAAUAAGUUUUAUAAUUAUUGUAUUUUUUUAAUAAAUUUUAUUUAAUUUA
Messenger RNA from Tribolium madens (black flour beetle), 15827 nucleotides. RefSeq names its product mucin-16. NCBI's taxonomy places the organism in Eukaryota, Metazoa, Arthropoda, Insecta, Coleoptera, Tenebrionidae. The record is from RefSeq and is a predicted model, not a curated record. Gene Ontology annotation, molecular function: calcium ion binding.